This is a messenger RNA of Hippocampus comes (tiger tail seahorse), 5062 nucleotides long. It is a transcript of the gene adgra1b, whose product is annotated as adhesion G protein-coupled receptor A1b. The record is from RefSeq and is a predicted model, not a curated record. The coding region runs from base 414 to 4559 and encodes 1381 amino acids. Gene Ontology annotation, cellular component: postsynaptic density; plasma membrane; glutamatergic synapse. Gene Ontology annotation, molecular function: protein binding; G protein-coupled receptor activity. The transcript has 19 exons. Lineage: Eukaryota; Metazoa; Chordata; Actinopteri; Syngnathiformes; Syngnathidae. Gene Ontology annotation, biological process: G protein-coupled receptor signaling pathway; cell surface receptor signaling pathway.
UGUGCACGCGAAAGGCAACAAGUCCAAGGCUGGUGACAGCGGCCGGUCGCAGCUCUGACAAAACUAUUUAGAGAAUAAUUAGAGAGGCUUUGUUGACUUAAAAUGUGUCAUUAAACUGUGAGGGUUGAUGUGCAGCAAAGUUUGUCUCGACUUUUGGAGCGCGUCGUUCGAUGGCACGGCAGAAAAGAACAUUAGAAGUUGAAUGGGAAGAAUGGAACGCAAGUCACCCAUAGAUUUACGCUUGACCAAAAAAAAGCUGCGCCAGUAAUUUGCUGCUUGUGGAUAUGACGGCGUGAGUGCGGCUUCACAGGCUGGACUUGAAACCGAGCCCAUGUGAAAUGGUUUGGACCUGGACUACAAGCUGGGAGGACAUCACUUGACGCGGAUGAGCGUGAGAACAAGCACAGUCCAUCAUGAGGAUUUUGACUUUACUAUGCGCCAUGGUCGGGCUGUGGGGGUCCACCGAUGCCAACAGAAACUGUCCGGACCUGAUCGUGGACAGCUGUCAGUGUUUGGCCGAGAGGUCCAAAGACCUCAGCAGGCAGCACGUCCGAGUCAAAGUUGUGUGUGAUGAUGUGGACCUGAUGGAGACACUACACCCAAGCUUUUUACCUAACAGAACCUUCUCACUAAAUCUGAGUAACAACAAGAUCACUGUGCUGAGGAACGGAUCCUUCUAUGGCUUGGCAUCUCUGGAAAAACUGGAUCUGAAGAAUAAUCUGAUAAGCACAGUAGAGCCUUGGGCCUUCCGUGGUCUGCUGACUUUGAGGAGAUUGGACCUGUCAAACAACAGAAUAGGUUGCCUCUACUCUGAAAUGUUUCUGGAUCUGGGCAAUCUUUUAAAAUUGAAUUUAUCUGGGAAUAUCUUCUCCACUUUGACAGUGGGACUCUUCACACACCUUGUGGCUCUCAGAGUACUACACUUCAAUACAGAUACUUUAUUCUGUGACUGCCAGCUGAAGUGGCUUCUCUUCUGGGCUCGAAGCAAGUCAGUGAGGAUUGGCAACGACACGGUAUGCGUGUUUCCAACCCACCUCCAUGGCCUGGAAUUUCGCAAUCUUCGAGGACAGCAGCUCACAUGUGAUGGAGCUCUGGAGAUUCCUCUCUUUCAUUUGAUCCCUUCCCAGAGGCAGCUGGUUUUCCAGGGAGACCGUCUGCCUCUUCAGUGCACUGUCACUUACUUGGACCCUUCAGUUGAGCUGCGAUGGCAUCACAAUGGCAACACCGUGUCCACGCAAGAGGACCGAGGUGUUUAUGUGGAGGAAACCUUGCUUCAUGACUGUUGUCUGCUUACCAGUGAGGUCAUCCUCGCCAACAUCGACGUGGGCCUUGCUGGCACCUGGGAGUGUCUCAUGACUAGUUCCCGAGGCAACAGUUCUCGACAGAUGGAGAUAGUUGUACUAGAAAUGUCUGCGCCAUACUGCCCUGCUGACCGAGUCACCAACAACAAGGGGGAGUUUAGGUGGCCCAAGACUCUAGCGGGCAUCUUGGUCUUCUUACCUUGCGCUCCCUCCACCUUCGGUUCUGCCCCUCACCCAUUGGGCAACACUCCACAGUUCUCCAGCCAUAAGGAGAAGAAAGCAUGGCGGCGCUGUGACCGGACCGGACGGUGGGCUGAAGAAGAUUACACUCAGUGCCCUUAUGCCAGUGAAUUCACACGUGUGCUACAUGAGCUCACCCAGAUAACCGUGAACACCACCAACGCUCAGCCUUUGGGCCAGCAAUUAGUGGCCUUUACCAGCAGGGCGGCUCACUUUACUGAUGUCAUGGAUGUCAUCUUUGUUACGCACCUAGUCGAGAGACUGACCAGGCUGGUAAAGAAGCGCAAGGAACUGGGCGACUAUAUUUCAGAGAUAGCCAGCAACAUGAUGCUGGUAGAGGAGCAUAUCCUGUGGAUGGCCCAGAAUGAAGCAAGAGCAUGCACACGGAUUGUUCAGUGUGUGGAGCGCAUUGCUGACCUGGCAUUGACUGGAGACAAUCACGCCAUUUCUAAGGUCUCUGCUAACAUAGCUCUGGAGGCAUUUAUGAUACGACCCUCCAACUUUCUUGGCCUGUCUUGCACGGCACUGCAGCAGCCUCCAUUGUCUACCACGUUGCCCUUACUGGAAAGCCUUGCCCCCAAGUACAAGGAUACAAAACGACAACAUGACACCAUGGGCGAAUCGUUCCUCAACUUUAAAUGUGACACAAUAAAUCGAGGCUCACCAGCCAGUCAUCUCAGCAUGAACUCCGUGGCAUUCGCCUCCAUCCAUUUACCUCUAGCUGCUCCGCACACCUCCUCCUCUGCCUUGCAAUCUGUUGAUAACUCCACUUGCAGGCUGCAGUUCAUCGUAUUCCGCAAUGGCAAACUCUUCCCGUGCACGGGGAAUUCGUCCAAUCUCGCGGAUGAUGGGAAACGCAGGAGCGUGUCAACACCAGUUGCUUUCACCAAAUUAGAUGGCUGCAGCCUGGGGAGCGCCGUGCACUCCGUCACAAUUGCACUCAGGCACUUCGCAUUGGGGCUAGAGCCCACCGCAGCCUAUUGGGACUUUGACUUGCUGGAUGGACAUGGUGGCUGGAGGGCAGAGGGUUGCCACAUAACAGGCUCUGGUGGAAACACGACCACCAUUCACUGCACCCAUCUUAAUAACUUUGCCGUGCUCAUGGAUCUGAAGAAGGUGCUGUCUUUCCCCCCAUACCCAGCGGAGUUUUUGCACCCGGUCGUGUAUGCCUGCACGGCGGUCAUGCUGCUCUGCCUCUUUGCCUCCAUCAUCACAUACAUAGUGCAUCACAGUGCAAUCCGCAUCAGUCGGAAGGGAUGGCAUAUACUUCUCAACUUCUGCUUCCAUACGGCUCUGACCUUUGCUGUGUUUGCCGGCGGCAUCAAUCGAAUCAAAUAUCCCAUCAUAUGUCAAGCAGUCGGGCUUGUGCUGCACUAUUCGUCUUUAGCGACCAUGCUGUGGCUCGGGGUGACAGCGAGGAACAUUUAUAAGCAGGUGACUAAGAAGCCUCUACAGAGCCAAGACGGUGACCCGCCUAGACCCCCUAAACAGCCACUGUUGAGAUUUUAUUUAGUGAGUGGCGGAGUGCCCCUCAUCAUCUGUGGGGUCACCGCAGCUGUCAGUCUUGACAACUAUGGAAGCGGGGAGCAAGCACCAUACUGCUGGAUGGCCUGGGAGCCAAGUCUGGGAGCUUUCUUCGGCCCAGUGGCCCUCAUCGUCCUGGUGACAUGCAUCUACUUCCUCUGUACCUUCAUCCAACUGCGCCGCCACCCUGAAAGAAAGUAUGAGCUUAAGCAGCUAACCGAAGAGCAACAAAGGUUGGCCUCCGUCGACGUGCCGACUCAUUGCCAGCAGGCAGCUGAGCCCGGCGCCCCGACGGGCCAGCCUACCGGGAGCCACUGCCCUGCCGGUUGCCCGGGUGUCCCAAUUAAUCCAGCCCUGCUGGCAAAUGAGCACUCCUUCAAGGCCCAAUUACGCACAGCGGCCUUCACGCUUUUCCUGUUCCUGGCCACAUGGACUUUUGGCGCACUGGCCGUAUCACAGGGUCAUUUCCUGGACAUGAUCUUCAGUUGCCUGUACGGUGCCUUCUCUGUCACGCUUGGCCUCUUCAUCCUCAUUCAUCACUGUGCCAAACGGGACGAUGUUUGGCAUUGCUGGUGUUCUUGUUGUCCUGGAAGGCGAGCCAACAGCACCUCCGGUGCUCAUGGGGCGGGCCAAGCGCCACCAAAAGUCAACGUAAAUGGAGAUACCCCUUCGCACGGCCAUGGUCACAGUCACUGCCACCAUGAGUCGCCAUGUAAGGCUGUGAUUACCUGUAGUCAUGCCAGUGUCAGUCACUGUAAACAUGCUGCCCUUCCAUCAUCACAAAAUCAUGUAACCUGUCUAACACCUGUGACUCCAUGUUGCGCUGCCUUGCAUAGCCAGCAACUCAUGGAGGAGGAACCGACUGCUACACACGUGCUGCUUCAUGCUAAUCCAGAGGGCUAUCGGCCAGGCAUCCAGUUGCACCCCUGUUUGAAAAGCAGCAGCAGGACUAAAGGCCGCCAUUUUAGCCGCAGGUCUGCAACCAGUGUUUGUGUUCCGGGGAGUGAGAGAGAAUACGCCUAUCAUAUCCCCUCCAAUGUCGAUGGCGGCAGCGUGCACAGCUCACACACUGACAGCCCUCACAGCACCCAUGAGCGUCACAUCCACACUUGUCCACAUCAGGUCCACGAGGUCCUCCACGAGGGGCAUCAUACGUGCCACACGGCAGCAGCGGCCGCGCAUGAGACCCUCGCGUGCCAUAAUCCCUGCCAUCGGCACAUGUGCUGCGCCAAGGCGGACAUUUUCCCUUCCCUGUGCCCGUCAGAGGCAGCCGAUGCAGGAGUGUUCCUAUGCGGGUGCAGCAAAGUGGCCGAGGAGGAGCCAAUCACGCAUCACCAUUUGGAAAUGCACGCCCCGCGCAGACAAUCUUAUCCCCAGAAUCCACCCAAUCAGAAUGGGAUUCUAAAGGGCGGCUUGCACGAGGGACUCCUUUAUAGCUCAGACAGUACGGGAAAUAUACGCACUGGACCCUGGAAGAAUGAAACUACUGUGUAGUCCGGGAUGGAUCGAGGCGGCAGCGCCAUUUCAUGCCACCAAAAACAACCACAAAAAAAAAACAAAAAAAAAAAAAAAACACUUGUCCCCCAGAAUAUUAAAAACUUGUAAACAUCUCAAUCAUUGUGGGAUAAUGUCUUCAUAUUUGUAUGUGUGCUCCUUUACUGGACAGAAAUCUGCCAUAUAAAGUUCUCCCCGAAGAACGCCCAUUCACAAAACAAUUUAUUCCAUCAAGAUAAAUAUAUGAACAUGUCAGAAGAUACACGUGAACACAGGAUGUCACCACUCUUUCGCAUCACUCCGGAUAUCUGUACACAUAAAAGAAAUUGAAUGGCUGUAUGGAUGGAUAUUAGUGUUAGUGCUCAAAGGCAACAAGCUGCAAGAUUUUUUUUUUUUUACCCUUUGAGCCUGAAACCAUCAACUGAUAAAAUGAACCAAAACCAAACUUUAAAGAACUCAUAGCAUCCAUGUUUUAGACGAUUAAACCAGCAAUUUUCACUUUU